AUGCCGAACGCGAACAGUGGCCGCCGCCGUCGCACUGAGUGGGACUAUGGGGGCGGCCGUUGGCAAUGGCGGCCACAAUACACUGGCAGGAGACAGUGGAGCAAUUGGGAAGACUUCAACGUCCAUCGCGGGGAGGAUCUUCUUCGCAAGUACCGUAUGGAAGGGGAGGAGCUGUACAACCGUGCCUUCCAAGCCCGUGUUCCCGAAUGUCAAGGGCUUCCCACAGCGAUGGCCACACGUACGGAAGAGUACUGGAACCAUUGGACCGCUGGUCAGAUGGUCAUGCAAGCUGGAAUGGGGUGGGGAGGCUUCACCGACGCGCCAGCCGCAACUCUUCCAUCACCCUGCCCCAUCAGCCAUGAUGUGCAGCUCGUCAUUGACAAUAUCCUCCGCCUGCAGUGCAUGGCACCUGAGCAGGCGGCAAAGGCCUUGAAGGACACAGCGGCCCUGCAGGGCCCAUAUCAAGAUUGA
Molecule: messenger RNA, 471 nt
Organism: Symbiodinium necroappetens
Lineage: Eukaryota; Dinophyceae; Suessiales; Symbiodiniaceae
Source: the annotation of a GenBank genome assembly